AUGGCGGAAGUGUAUUCCAUAUAUCUUAUGGAAAUUCUUAUGCAAUCCAGUGGUACUCUUUCUUUUGAAGAUGCAUGGCGCUAUUUCUUAAUGCAGUUUCCCCAAACCUGGGAUAAUUUUUCCGACUUUGAGUCAUUCGUCAUCUCCCAACCCGUUUUGUUUGGUGUGCAAAAUAAUUUCAUAUUUCUAAAGGAUACUCAACCGCUUGAUUCAAUGGCCUUUAUCUCUCCAGAUUACAGUACCAUGUAUCCCGUUGCUCAUGUCCAUAUGGCUCCACCACCACCCCCACCUCCUCCUAUUAUACAAACUCAUGAUUUUGCUGCGGAAACUGAGGCUGUAAAAUACUUUCAGCGACAAAUUGGUCGCCGUAGCGAGACUUGGGUUCCCAUUAAGAGUUUAGCUGGUCAUCUCUCCCAAGCCUCAUCAAAUAUACGCUCUGUAGUCGGACCUCAAUCAGAAUUCAAAUACUUCCUCCUUCGACAUCCGCGUAUAUUUGAAGUCCAGGGUGACUUAGUUAGUCUACGAGAGGAGAUUAAAUCCUCCUAUCUUGUUCGUCCAUCGGCCCAACUUCGCCAGAAUAGCUAUCGUCGUAAUCGUCCCCUUUCAAUGUAUGCUCCUUCUGGUAUUUGCCCACAGCCUCUUUCUCAAACUAUUUCUGACGUCUCUGAGUAUCUCAAUGUCGGUGGUGCGCAAUCACAAUCAGUUCAAAAUAUACCCCAACACUUUGAUUCCGCAGAUUCUCAACAAAACAAAUGUCAAACUAUUAUCAUAUCUAUUGCUGACUAUAUAGCUGCAAUGUGGUUAAGGCAAGCUAUUGAAAAGUUAGAAGCAAAUGGAGAAAAGACUGUUCCAUUAGAUAAUCUUAUGCACGAAUUUGUCUCCGCUCCAGUUAAUAUUCGCAAUACUGUCGGGCAGACACGUGUUGAAGUGACUGGAUUUCUGGAGAAAUUCAGUCAACUCUUUGAGAUUGACAAGAAUGUAUGCAAAAAUCAGGUACUUGACAAAUCGAGCACAACUUUUGUCAUAUCAGAUACCACGUGUGCUAAUGGACGCAACAUCUCUCUGAUAAAUAAGAAAGGAGUUGCCUAUUGUGUCUGCAAAUCUUGGGGAAUUAUUGACCUGGGUCAACAUGAACAUGUUUUCUUUGACAGAUCUCUCUUCAAGCAUGUGGAAAAUUUAACAAAACAUUUCACAGUUGGUGAAACCUUAUGCUUCAAUGCCGUUCUGGCUCCCAAAGAAUCCCGCGCAAAAUGGCGUGCAACACGAGUUUGGAAGGAGUCAGAUACCCUGGCUAUUCAACUCUCGGGUCUUUCUUUGACACCUGUCGCAAACCCACUCCAAGCACAAAACGAUUCGUUAUCAGAUUCUAUUGGAUCCUCUGAUGGUAAUUCCGAUUCAGGCGUUCAAGAUGCCACAGUUCAGAAGCCUUCCGCUCUAAUAGAUAAUUUCUUUAACAAAUCUGAAUUCAAUAUUGUCCGAUUGGAUGUUGGCGAUACGGAAAAACUCCUAGUUUUACAGGAGCCAGAGGGACUAGACGAUGAUAGUGAUGACGAAGAUAUUCCACCACGUGAAAAAUUUGCCAAUGGAAAUGUUCUAAGAAAAUCUCCAUCACCUGGUGAUCAGAGUGAUGAUAACACUAGUUCGGAUUUGAAUACCAUGUCGGAUAUACCUAGUAUUUCUUCCUGUCUUCCUGGUAAUUUUGUUUCCUCCGGAACACAAACUUACUUCACGGGGGAUAUACUAGCAAAAAAAGUCUACCAUGAAUCUAAUGAUGGCGAAACUGCGCAACAAGUUCAAUAG
Messenger RNA from Rodentolepis nana, 1800 nucleotides. The record is from the annotation of a GenBank genome assembly. NCBI's taxonomy places the organism in Eukaryota, Metazoa, Platyhelminthes, Cestoda, Cyclophyllidea, Hymenolepididae.